Molecule: messenger RNA, 677 nt
Organism: Rosa rugosa (rugosa rose)
Lineage: Eukaryota; Viridiplantae; Streptophyta; Magnoliopsida; Rosales; Rosaceae
Product: UMP-CMP kinase 4-like
Exons: 2
Coding region: 146-676 (176 amino acids)
Biological process (GO): 'de novo' pyrimidine nucleobase biosynthetic process; UDP biosynthetic process; CDP biosynthetic process
Cellular component (GO): nucleus; cytoplasm
Molecular function (GO): ATP binding; UMP kinase activity
Source: RefSeq, a predicted model, not a curated record
AUACCUGAAAUUAUACUACCAUCUCCGCUCCAAUUGAAACAGAUCUGCUAGCUCUGCUGUCUGAAUCCUCCAUCUCAUCGCGGAUCUGGUUUCACAGCUCACCCAGAUCAGUUUGUGCAGAUUCAGAGACGAUUAGUUGGUGCCAAUGGGAACAGCUGUGGGCGCAGUCGACAACAAGGAGACAGCUCGAAGCUUAGCUGAUCUGAAUCCUAGUGUAGUGUUUGUCUUGGGUGGUCCAGGCAGUGGAAAGGGUACCCAAUGUGCAAACAUUGUUAAGCAUUUUGGGUACACCCAUCUCAGUGCUGGUGAUCUUCUACGAGCUGAAAGGAAUUCUGGUUCUGAAAAUGGAACCAUGAUUUCGAACAUGAUCAAAGAAGGACAAAUUGUUCCUGCGGUGGUGACGAUUAAGCUUCUGGAGCGAGCAAUGCUGGAGAGUGGUAAUGACAAGUUUCUCAUCGAUGGGUUUCCUCGUAAUGAAGAAAACCGUGCUGCAUUUGAGGAUGUGACUAAAAUCGUGCCCUCAUUCGUCCUGUAUUUUGAUUGUUCUGAAGAAGAGAUGGAGAGGCGCCUUUUGAGUAGGAACCAGGGAAGAGAGGAUGAUAAUGUAGAAACAAUAAGGAAGAGGUUUUGUUUGGUGCUUUCUUUUGUUUAUGUAAUAGUGCAUAAUGUGGAGUAAA